This is a messenger RNA of Oppiella nova, 1128 nucleotides long. The record is from the annotation of a GenBank genome assembly. Lineage: Eukaryota; Metazoa; Arthropoda; Arachnida; Sarcoptiformes; Oppiidae.
AUGGCUGUCGUCAUACAGGAGAUGAUUGGCUGCCAAUCGGCGGGAGUUAUGUUCACUUGUAAUCCCAUCACCGGUGAUGAGAGGGUACUGGAGAUCACCGGCAACUAUGGGUUGGGCGAAUCAGUGGUGUCGGCGUCGGCAGAACCCGACACAAUCAGACUGUCCGUCAACAUUAAGUCCAACUCCCUGUCCACACGAAGACAUGUCACGGGAAUUGUGUCUAAAGUGAUCGGACAGAAGAAGACGUCAAUCGUAUUAUCAGAAACCGGUGGCACUGUUGAGGAAGUGGUCGACAACAACACCGACUGUUGUGUUAGAGAUGAGGAUUUGAUAAGUUUGGCAGAUAUUGGACUUCAGAUUCACAGACAUUACGGAAACGCCAGAGAUAUUGAGUGGGGGCUAAAAGGGGGCCAAGUAUUUAUGCUUCAGUCGAGACCCGUAACUAAUUUAGACAACUCUUACACCGAUUACGAGAUUAUGCAUGAAAUGGAUUCCGGACACAAAUCCGAGUACGAGAUCUACACCCGAGCCCAUUGGGGCGAAAAUUUUCCCGGGGCAUCAUCUUGGAUAGUCUUCAGCUGGACCUUUGCCAAUAGAAAUGGAUUUUUCCGCUCCGGUAUCUCGCAUGGAAUGUAUAGGGAAGAGGAUUACAAUCCAUUCACACCGGCAAUGGGCGUCCAAUACAAUCAAAUGAUGUUUAACUUAACGAGUGGUCCGUUUGACUUCUUUACAGAUUAUCCGGAAUCGGUUCCCGCGAGUCAGGCAGUAGUGGCCCUCAUUGGUCACCACAUUGAGGACCCGGAUGUCUUAAACACGUUCAAAGAGAUCAGAAAAGAUACUAAUCUACCGCUUUGGACACCAAUUAAAGCAUUGAUGUAUAUGUUAUAUGCGAUCAUAACUGGUCCCAGAAAUCUGAUUAAAACCAAAACCAAAUACAUGGAUGACAUGAAGUACGACUUGGUGUCCAAACUGAGACCAUUGUUCACAUCUAAGCAAAUUUUGGACACAAUUGUUGCCGAUUAUCACGUCUUAGUUACGGCUCAGUUUGAUAGACACGGACCCGUCUCAAUGGGAUCCACAUUAAAACACAUGUUCUUGAGGUUGACUAUGGAGGCCGCACAGGGUUAG